AUGAAUCGUUGGAUCGGAAAAGUAGCAAUGGUGACUGGUGCGAGUUCCGGUAUUGGUGCAGCCAUCGCUAAAGAACUGGCCCGAUCAGGGCUUACUACCAUUGGUCUUGCCCGACGGGUGCAUCGAGUGGAACUGUUGAAGAAAGAUCUAACGGGUGAAGCUGCUUCCAGAUUGAUCGCCAUGAAAUGUGACAUAACUAAGGAGGAAGAAAUAUUGCACGCAUUCGCUUUCGUAAAUGAAAAGUUCGGCGGUGUUGAUGUUAUGAUCAAUAAUGCUGGAGUGAGUCGGGACAUUACGACACUGAUGGCGAAUAAUACCAAGGAUGUACGAGACAUAUUCGACACCAAUGUAAUUGGAUUGAUCCAAUGUAGCCGGGAAGCGUUCCAGUCAAUGAAAGCACGGAAUGUGAUGGGCCAUAUCAUAAACAUCAACAGCGUCGCAGGCCAUCACGUACUGGAUUUACCGCGCCAGUCAGUGUACAGCUCAAGUAAAUUUGCUGUAACUGCACUCACGGAAGCAAUGCGCAUCGAGCUGAGGAACGAGAAAACUAACAUCAAAGUAACGAGCAUUAGUCCUGGAAUAGUGAAGACUGAAAUUUUGAAUGGUAUUCCUGGGGUGGAACUGCUACCAGCUAUGGAGCCGGAAGACAUUGCCGAUGCCGUUCGUUACGUACUGAGUACCCCUCCACGAGUUCAGAUUCACGAACUGACGAUUAGACCAGCUGGUGAACCAUUUUAGUUCUGCAAUUAGACUAUAUGUGUUUUAGUUUAAUGGAAAAGUAACCAAUCGUGAUUUUGAAUCACCGAGGAAAGCUCGAACUGAGCAACAUUGAAUCGAGAAUAUGACCAUUGCUUUCUCUAACAUUCUAGAUAACGUAUCUUAUAUUCUUUUUACACUUUCACAUU
This is a messenger RNA of Malaya genurostris, 905 nucleotides long. Its product is annotated as farnesol dehydrogenase-like. Bases 1 to 738 code for a protein of 245 amino acids. The transcript is spliced from 2 exons. The record is from RefSeq and is a predicted model, not a curated record. NCBI's taxonomy places the organism in Eukaryota, Metazoa, Arthropoda, Insecta, Diptera, Culicidae. Gene Ontology annotation, molecular function: oxidoreductase activity.